Molecule: messenger RNA, 1278 nt
Organism: Humulus lupulus (European hop)
Lineage: Eukaryota; Viridiplantae; Streptophyta; Magnoliopsida; Rosales; Cannabaceae
Exons: 3
Coding region: 1-1278 (425 amino acids)
Biological process (GO): DNA integration
Molecular function (GO): nucleic acid binding
Source: RefSeq, a predicted model, not a curated record
AUGGCUAUUUUUACUGAUAUGGUGGAGCAAUUCUUAGAGGUAUUCAUGGAUGAUUUCUCUAUUUUUGGUGAUUCUUAUGAUGAUUUCUUGAGUAAUUUGGCUAAGGUUUUGCAAAGAUGUAAAGAAACAAACCCUGUCCUUAAUUGGGAUGAAUGUCACUUUAUGGUUAAGGAAUGUAUUGUUUUGGGCCACAAGGUAUCAAGGCAUGGUAUGGAAGUUGAUAGAGCCAAGAUUGAGGUUAUUGAAAAGCUCCCACCUCCUACCUCAGUGCACAAUAUUAGACACUCUCUUGGCCAUGCGCGAAUCUAUAGGCGGUUCAUAAAAGAUUUCUCCAAGAUUUCUGAGCCUCUUUCCUACUUAUUGGAGAAGGAUACACCGUUCCACUUUGAGGAACCAUGUUUGAAAGCCUUUGAAGAUUUGGAAAAUCCUGUAUCAGCUAAUCCAACACAUUAUGCCAUCAAGUACUUGAUUGAAAAGAAAGAUGUUAAGCCUCGGUUGAUUAGAUGGGUGCUUUUGCUCCAAGAGUUUGAUGGGGAAAUUCAAGAUAGAAAAGGAGUGGAGAACCAAGUGGUGGAUCAUUUGUCAAGAAUGGAAGGUGAUAAGGAAUCGAGUUCUUUAGUUCCCAUCAAGGAGACAUUUCCGAAUGAGAAAUUAUUUGAGAUGAUGGUAGUUGUGGAUUAUGUCUCAAAAUGGGUGGAAUCAAUUGUCUCUCCUACUAAUGAUUCUAAAGUUGUCAUGAAGUUCUUACAAAAGAAUGUUUUUACUCAUUUUGGCACCCAAAGGGCAAUCAUUAGUGAUGAAGGCAUUUAUUUUGUGAAUAAACUACUAGCAAGUUUGUUGGCUAAAUAUGAUGUGAGGAAAAAAGUAGCUACUACAUACCAUCCCCAAACUAAUGGUCAAGUUGAGUUGUCCAAUAGAGAGAUAAAAUGUGUUCUUGAGAAAGUUGUGAACCCUAACUGCAAGGAUUAUUCCAAGAGGUUAGAUGACGCAUUGUGGGCCUAUAGAAUGGCGUUCAAGACACCAUUGGGGAUGACAUCAUAUCGUUUGGUGUUUGGAAAAGCUUGCCAUUUACCGGUGGAACUUGAGCAUCGUGCCUAUUGGGCAAUUCAAACACUCAAUAUGGAUUUGCAACUUGCAGGAGAAAAGAGAAUGUUGCAACUGAAUGUAUUAGAAGAGAUGUGCUUAUUCUCUCAUGAAAAUGCCAAACUUUACAAGGAGAAAACAAAAAGAUGGCAUGACAAGCACAUUCAAACAAGAGUGUUUGAAAGGGGUCAGUGA